AUGGAAUAUGGUCAUAAUAACCGCACUUGCCAAUGGCUGGAUGUGAAUUGUGGCAUCUGGAAUAAUGGUAAGGAGGUGCCGAGCCUAGUGAGCACAUCUGACGAGACUUGCCAUAGCGCAUUGCGUCGAUCGGUAGCCAAUGCCUUCACGCCCACUGCCGUGCUGGACUAUGAGAGGUGGAUUGAUGCUACGAUCGAAGAAUUAAUAGAUGUCAUGAGUAAGAAGGAAACUUUUGAUCUCUCAUCGAUGAUCCUUUGGUACACUAUGGACGCGGCCGGGCGAUUUUCUUUUGGUGAGACGCUCGGAUGUCUUCGGGCCGAGGGUGAUGUGGAUGGUUCAAUACAGCUCGUCCGUGAUCGCUUCAACCAUUGGGGGUGGUGGUCUUCGAUCUCGAAGCUUGAGAGAUUGAUAUAUCGUAACCCCCUCGCCAUGCGCCAGAAACGAGCACCGUCUCGUAUGGCAGGGGUAGCUUUAUCCAAGAUCAAGGCAAGGAGCGGUCAAUUGAAAGACGAGGCUGGUGAUACGGAUCUUCUCCAAAGAUUUCUCGAGGCUAGCAAAGUUCACUCGCAGCUAGACGCCGCAGGAGUGAACCCGGAAUCGCUCGAGAAGCUCGAGGACGAAUUGGUACGCUCAGAUCUUCCGCAAAUACCUGGGGCCUCACAGAUCAAUAAGCUGCCGUACCUAGAUGCUGUCAUCAAAGAGGAUAUGCGGCUGUUUACCGUCAUUACGUGGCCGAUGGAGCGCUAUAUGUCAAAUCACAUUAUAAGGAAUGAUUGA
Molecule: messenger RNA, 777 nt
Organism: Daldinia loculata
Lineage: Eukaryota; Fungi; Ascomycota; Sordariomycetes; Xylariales; Hypoxylaceae
Product: cytochrome P450
Exons: 3
Coding region: 1-777 (258 amino acids)
Molecular function (GO): oxidoreductase activity, acting on paired donors, with incorporation or reduction of molecular oxygen; monooxygenase activity; heme binding
Source: RefSeq, a predicted model, not a curated record